CGCAGCAGCCUCCAGCAUCUCGCUUCACAAAGAGAGCAUUCGCCGUUCCCCUGGUGGCAGAGCAGAUAUGGCACACAUGGAUACGUCAUCUUUGGGACCUGAAGAGAAUGGAGACAAUUCUGAGGGAGCUUCUGAGACCUCCUUCAUACUGCCAAAGAAACCCUCUCUAACGCCAGCACAGGAGCAGAAGUUGCUGGAGAAAGUAGAAGCCAUUGACCCGAGAGUUCCACUUUACGUCGUGAUCCUGGACAGGACCAAUGCUUGUCGCGGCUUACUAACAUUUGGCACCAACUACGCGUCAAGGUAUCUCAACAAGAAUCCUGCUGCCGGAAAGAAGAGCGUGAUCAGUUUGGUGCUUCAGCUGGAGGGGGAGAGCAGGACAUGGGACACGGAGCUGCAGCGCAAGACUGAUCACACGGCGAUUGUUGAAGGAUGGGCGUCUUUCGCCGGUGGCAACCGCCUGCAGGAGGGCGACAUCUGCCUCUUCAAGCUGAUGGAGAGCGAGGAGCCGCUGAAGAUGAUGGUCUACAUCAUUCGUGCUGAGGAGUGUACUUGAGGCAUGGAUGCGCUCUUGCUACUCUGAUUAUCAAGAAUCUGGGAACGGAAAACAAUGUGGCAUCUCCAAACGGGGUCAGAGAGGAAGGAACUUGUUUGUUUUUCUACCGUCGUAGUAGUUAUGUGCGGUCUUUGUUAUCUAGACUCUAUAGUAACUUUGAAUGGUCAAGUUUGAACAACUUAUUAUGUUUUGCUGAGGUGUGAGGCCAUAUGUUUUUCCA
Aegilops tauschii subsp. strangulata is the source of this 776-nucleotide messenger RNA. Its product is annotated as B3 domain-containing protein Os03g0164300-like. NCBI's taxonomy places the organism in Eukaryota, Viridiplantae, Streptophyta, Magnoliopsida, Poales, Poaceae. The record is from RefSeq and is a predicted model, not a curated record. Gene Ontology annotation, molecular function: DNA binding.